Molecule: messenger RNA, 3966 nt
Organism: Aspergillus versicolor CBS 583.65
Lineage: Eukaryota; Fungi; Ascomycota; Eurotiomycetes; Eurotiales; Aspergillaceae
Exons: 4
Coding region: 1-3966 (1321 amino acids)
Biological process (GO): mitochondrial glycyl-tRNA aminoacylation
Cellular component (GO): mitochondrion; cytoplasm
Molecular function (GO): protein binding; glycine-tRNA ligase activity; ATP binding
Source: RefSeq, a predicted model, not a curated record
AUGGCUACCUUAAAUACCAAGACCGGUCAGGCCGUUGACCGUGCCGUUUUGGAUUCUAUGCUCCGCCGCCGCCUUUUCUAUACCCCCUCUUUCGAGAUCUAUGGAGGUGUCUCCGGCCUGUACGACUAUGGACCCCCCGGCUGCGCCGUUCUAAACAACAUUGUCGAGACAUGGCGGAAACACUUUGUACUGGAGGAGGAUAUGCUCGAAGUCGAUUGCACAAUGCUGACUCCGGAGGAGGUUCUCAAGACCAGUGGGCACGUCGAAAAAUUCGCCGAUUGGAUGUGCAAGGACCCCAAGACCGGUGAAAUCUUCCGUGCAGACCACUUGGUGGAGGAGGUGCUCGAGGCCCGUCUCAAGGGCGACAAGGAGGCUCGUGGCCAGAAGGUUGAGGUCGACACGGACAAGGAAGCGAAGAAGAAGAAAAAGGCCAAGAGCGAGGCUAUCAAGCUUGAUGAUGCGGUCGUCAAGGAUUAUGAGGAAGUGCUGGCGCAGAUUGAUAACUUUGACGGUCCCCAAUUGGAGCAAAUAAUUGCCAAGUACGAUAUCAGAAAUCCCGUUACUGGCGGCAAUGUCCUCCCCCCCGUUUCUUUCAACCUGAUGUUCCAGACCUCAAUUGGGCCUAGCAGCAACAUGCCUGGCUAUCUACGCCCCGAAACUGCACAAGGACAAUUCCUGAACUUCCAGAAACUGCUUGAGUUCAACCAGCAGGCGAUGCCUUUCGCUUCGGCGUCCAUUGGGAAGUCGUUCCGAAAUGAAAUUUCACCACGUGCGGGCCUCCUGCGUGUUCGUGAAUUCCUCAUGGCCGAGAUCGAGCAUUUCGUGGACCCGGAGGGCGGAAAGAAGCACGCGCGUUUCGACGAGGUUAAAGAUAUUGAGUUGGCCCUCCUCAACCGAGACGUGCAGCUGUCUGGGAGCACUAAAACGGAGACAAUGACAGUCGGAAAGGCUGUUGAGAUUGGGCUGGUAGAUAAUGAGACACUCGGAUACUUCCUUGCCCGUAUUCAAUUGUUCCUCCUCAAGAUCGGUGUUGAUCCUACCAAGCUUCGCUUCCGCCAGCACAUGGCUAACGAGAUGGCCCACUAUGCGUGUGAUUGCUGGGAUGCUGAACUGCUAACCAGCUAUGGCUGGAUUGAGUGUGUUGGAUGUGCCGACCGCAGCGCUUAUGAUCUGAAUGUUCACAAAAACAAGACUGGGGCCCCCCUUGUAGUUCGUGAGACUCGUGCAGAGCCAUUGAAGGUUGAGGAAUGGCAGAUCGACUUAGAUAAGAAGAAGUUCGGUCCUCGCUUCAAGAAGGAUGGCAAGACCGUCGAGGCUGCCAUUGAUGCCCUAUCACAGGACCUCCGAGAGAAAUUGGCUCUUGACCUGGAGAAAAGUGGCAAAAUUGAAGUGGAUGUCACUGGUGUUGCGUCUGGCAAGGUUGAGCUAGAGAAGGACAUUAUCACUAUUGAGAAGCGCACCCGUGUUGAGAAUGUCCGUGAGUACACGCCCAAUGUUAUCGAACCGUCAUUCGGUAUCGGUCGGAUCCUAUACAGUCUUAUGGAGCACGUCUACUGGUACCGUGAAGGCGAUGAAGCACGCGGCCUUCUAUCCUUCCCCCCGGUUAUUGCCCCGACUAAAGUUCUUCUCGUACCACUAUCGAGCAAUCCCGCGUUCCGCCCUCUGGUGCAACAGUUGACGACGAAGCUCCGACGAUUGGGCAUCUCCAGCCGCGUGGAUGAUUCAUCAGCUAGUAUCGGUAAGCGAUACGCACGCAAUGACGAGCUGGGGACACCAUUUGGAGUUACGGUCGACUUCCAGUCCGUUAAGGACAGCACUAUUACGCUGCGCGACCGCGACUCGACAAAGCAGGUGCGCGCGAGCGAAGAUGAGAUCCUGCAGGCCCUCAAGUCCCUGGUGGAAGGGGAGGAGACGUGGGAAGAUGUGCGGAAGCGAUUGCCCGAGUUCACUGGACAAGAGGAAGUCCUGAAGAUGGCGCCCAACAUUCCCUCUGCCAAAAUCACCCUCUCCUGCCCCUUGUUCGCUGCUGAUUUCGACCCGCGCAAUCAUGCCUUUCUUCUUGUUGCGGGCGGCGGCGGCGAAAGUCGCAGUGGCGUGGGAAAUAAAAUUGUUCUUUUGAACGCGUUCAAACGCCACGAACUGAGCGAGGUCGUCGACGUUGAGCUCUCGCGGGAUGAGGAUUCAGUGACCUCCCUGGCUGCGGUGCAGUCAAAUGACACCUCUAUAGUCGCCUUCGCCGGCAUAAACAGCUCCCUCGCCUUGCAACAACAAAACAAAAAUCGGCAUCUACGAUCUUUCCAAAUCGAUUAUCCUCCGCGCCGCACAGGGUCUAAGGAAUCUACACUCCCCGCAGAGACUAAACCAGGGCAAACAGUCAAUCUAUCCCAGGAGUCGUUGUUCAGGACAGUUGCUGGACCAAAGGGAACAACAGAUACGUACCAGAGAAUAACCCGUUUGUCGCCUUGGAAAGAAGAGGGUGCUACCCGUGUUGCGGCGAUUACCACCGGAUUGGCACCAUCAGGCGAAAUUGUCUUUUUCAAUGCAAACACGAAGGAGCCGGGAGAAAGCGAUGUUAUUGGAAGAAUCCGUUUGAACAGUGAUGAGGAGGCGGAAGAUGUUGAUAUUACGGGUCAGGAUGAAGAUGAUGGCACUUUCUCGGUGGCAUAUACCAAUGGUCUCGAUGUCUUCACGUGUCGCAUCUCGCCGGAGACUCGAUCGCACGCCGCACCAGAGGUGAAACGCGUGUAUACUCCUCCAGUGAACCCAAAGGGCAAGGGGGCACGCGCGAAAUUCCGUGCGCUGCGGUUCCUCUCCCCUACAACGCUAUUGCUUUUGCAGAAUGCGCCAGACCGCAAGGGCUGCGAGCUCAUACUUCUCGAUCUGCGCCCAACAAUAUCAUCCUCUUCUUCGCAAGCCACAAUCAUCCGUCAGUACAAGCUUCGCAAAUCUAUCAAGCUCGGCCUUGGCCUUGAUGUAUGUAAUCUCGGCGCCAAUUCGGAUGCCCAGCAACAAUCAAUAAUCGCAAUCUCCGGCGGUGAUCAAUCCCUCGAGGUCCUAACCAUAGACUUCGAUUCCCGCCGACAACACCGCACGAGUGCAGGGUACACUCCUUUUCGGGUUUAUACCACCCUUCGUGAUGUCCAUCCCUUCUCAAUGACAAGGAUAUGUUUUUCUCAUUGCGCACCUCCGAGCCCCGUUGCUCCAGAGACACCUCCACAAUACGUCAAGCUCGCCUCAGUGAGCAUGGGCAAUACCGUCGUCGUGCAUACAUUUCCGCUAUCCCCAGUACCACCCUCAAGCCGCAAUCCUCGCUAUGUCCUUGUCCGGCCAGGUGAAUCCGAAUUCUUAACGGGUCUCGCCGGGACUCUCGCUUCCUUCCUCUCCAUUGCGUUGGUUGUAUUCCUUCUCCAAGCCAUCACGGAAAUCAGGGGUGUCAUGCCUCCGUACCUUGGUAUAACGGAGCACUUACCGCCUAAUAUUCGGGCCGCUAUUGCAAGGCCAUACAACGCGCCUACCUUUCCUCCCACUCCAUCACCAAUUGAACACACACCUCCAAACUCAAAUACCGAGCCGGAAGAACCACAGCCUCAACUCCUCCGCGAUAUUAUCCCGGACACGGAGACAUCCAUUCUCAUAUCCUGCAACCCGUCAAACAAUGAACUCCUCGUCGAGCCACACACGCCCAAUCCCAACCCUCAGUUUCCGGAGGAAGUCUCGGAAGUAGAACCAGAUCUAAACUCACAUACAACAUUCCACCAUGCUCGACAGUGGACAGAUCUCUCGACCCAGGACCGCUUGGCAUGGAAAGCUCAGCUCACCAAAGCCGGGCUCUGGGGACCCCAAGAACACGAAGACGAAGACGAAGAUGAGUCUAUUCUUCAGAGAGUCUUCGUUCGGGAGUUGUGCCCACAACCUAGUUUCUCUAGCGAAGAUCGAGAGGCGAGCGCCGAUUCGGCCGAGGAAUAA